AUGUCUGCCGAAACCCCAGCAGAAGCGAGCGAGGACCAGCGAGCCUCGCUCACUUCCCGAAUCCUUCCUGUCAUGACCUUCUCGGAGGGGUCAAGUCCCCUCACACGCCCCCUCGCUCCAGUACCCUUUACAUCUGCUCGCUCGCGGGCAGAAGCACGAUUCCAAGUUCAAGGGAAAGCCAUAGUCACCGGUGGAGCAGGAUCCCUAGGCCUAAUCUCUGCACAGGCUCUCCUAGAGCACGGUCUUUCCUCACUGUGUGUCAUGGAUCUCCCCAGCACGUUCAAGACAUCAGAAGAACAAAUCCAAUCACUAGCAUCGAAGUUCCCCUCUGCCAAUAUAACCAAGAUUCCAUUGGACGUGACAUCAAUGGAAUCAAUCGAAGCCGCAUUUGAGCAGGCAAACAAUGCAAUGGAAGGCAUCGAUAUUCUUUGCUGCUUCGCCGGAAUCCCCGGCUGUCAACCAUCCCUCACAGUAACACCCAAUCAGUUCAACAAAGUGAUAGACGUCAACCUGAACGGAUCUUUCUUCUGCGCCCAGGCAGCAGCAAAGCGCAUGGAAUCCUCAGGCAAAGGCGGGUGUAUUUUAUUCACUGCGUCGAUGUCCGCCCAUUAUACCAAUUUCCCACAGCCGCAAGCGGCUUACAACUCGAGCAAGGCUGGGGUUGCGCACCUGACUCGAAAUUUGGCUGCUGAGUGGGCUGUUCAUGGGAUCAGAGUGAAUAGUAUUAGCCCCGGGUAUAUGAAUACCAUCCUUAAUGCUGGGGAUAGUUUGGCGGAUGUUAGGAAGAUUUGGGACUCUCGUUGUCCGAUGGGCCGCAUGGGGGAUCCCGAGGAGAUUACUGGGGCUGUUGUUCUCCUGUGUAGUCAGCGUGCAGGACGGUACAUUACUGGUGCUGAUAUUGUUCUUGAUGGGGGGACUUUGACUCUGUGA
Molecule: messenger RNA, 930 nt
Organism: Penicillium samsonianum
Lineage: Eukaryota; Fungi; Ascomycota; Eurotiomycetes; Eurotiales; Aspergillaceae
Product: Glucose/ribitol dehydrogenase
Exons: 1
Coding region: 1-930 (309 amino acids)
Cellular component (GO): intracellular anatomical structure
Molecular function (GO): oxidoreductase activity, acting on NAD(P)H, oxygen as acceptor
Source: RefSeq, a predicted model, not a curated record